AUGGCUGCGGUCGACGAUACUGGGGUGAUCGAAAGCAAUUAUGACAAGAUUUGCGAAACCUUUGACGAUAUGAGUCUCAAGGAAGAGCUCCUUCGUGGUGUCUACUCUUAUGGUUUUGAAAAACCUUCAGCAAUCCAGCAACGUGCUAUUGUUCCAGCUAUAACAGGACGGGAUCUCAUUGCUCAGGCACAAUCUGGAACAGGUAAAACUGCUACGUUUGCCAUCUCCGUUCUUCAACGAAUCGAGGCAACUGGAAAGGGUAUUCAAGCGCUUAUAAUGGCUCCCACGCGUGAAUUGGCUCAACAAAUUCAAAAGGUCUUUAUUGCUUUGAGUCAAUACAUGAAUAUCGGUGUACAUGGCUGCGUUGGAGGAACUUUGCUACGAGAUGAUCAGCGAGCGCUCGGCUCUCCCGAACUUCGUGUUGUUGUUGGUACUCCAGGACGUGUAUUGGAUAUGAUUAAUCGGGGAUAUUUUGAUCCCAGUGAUAUCAAAAUGUUUGUUCUUGAUGAAGCCGAUGAAAUGCUUUCUCGUGGAUUUAAAGAUCAAAUUUAUGAAGUAUUCAAGCAUAUGCCAGAAAGUGUGCAAGUUUUUCUGUUAUCUGCGACUCUUCCCGCAGACGUUCUCGAAGUGACGCAGAAGUUUAUGAGAGACCCAAUCAAGAUUCUUGUGAAAAAAGAGGAGCUUACUCUUGAAGGAAUCAACCAAUAUUUCAUUGAUGUCGGCGAAGAUAAAAACAAGUUCGAGACGCUUCUGGAUUUGUACAAGGCUAUUAGCGUCACUCAAGCAGUAAUUUUUUGCAACACUCGAAAACGUGUCGAACAGAUUACGGAGGAUCUUGGUCGAAACCAGUUCACUGUUUCAUCUAUUCAUGGUGACAUGGAGCAAACAGAAAGAGAGAAUAUCAUGCGUGCCUUCCGAAGCGGAUCUUCUCGAAUUUUGAUUACAACCGAUUUAUUAGCAAGAGGAAUUGAUGUUCAACAGGUUUCGCUCGUCAUCAAUUAUGAUUUGCCUAUGAAUCGCGAAAACUACAUUCACCGAAUUGGUCGUUCGGGACGCUUCGGUCGCAAAGGAACUGCUAUCAACUUCAUCACGGAAAAGGACGCACAUGAUUUGAGGGAUAUUGAGACCUUUUAUCAGACGCACAUUGAAGAAAUGCCUAUGGAUAUUGCUGAUAGGCUU
This is a messenger RNA of Mesorhabditis belari, 1179 nucleotides long. NCBI's taxonomy places the organism in Eukaryota, Metazoa, Nematoda, Chromadorea, Rhabditida, Rhabditidae. The record is from the annotation of a GenBank genome assembly.